This is a messenger RNA of Cladocopium goreaui, 3429 nucleotides long. The record is from the annotation of a GenBank genome assembly. Lineage: Eukaryota; Dinophyceae; Suessiales; Symbiodiniaceae.
AUGCUGAAAGCUUUGGAAUUCAAUGCGUAUGCCGUCGAGUAUUUGGCAGCGCCCUUGCUUGAAGAGCGGGAAAUUUGGAUGACAGCCACAAAGCAGAAUUUCCAUGCACUGCGGUCCUGUUCUGCGGAUUUGCUUGGUGACAAGGAGACAGCGCUGUCACUGAUUGAAGCAGAUGCCUUCGCUUUGCGAUAUUUGUCACCAGAGCUUCGCAGUGACCGAGAGGUGGUCCUGCAGGCCUUGAAAGGUACCGGCUUGGCCCUGGAAUUUGCCUCUGCUGAACGGAUUGGAACCGGGCGUAUAGUUGUGACUGCUUUUAAGCAACCUUACGCAGUUGCUGAAUGCUUCCCAUCCACGAAACGCCACGGCGCCGUGACGGAGUUGCCCUUUGGGUUGACGUCGUAUGACCUGAGGCCGAUCCCCCCAGCGCAAACCGAGGAUGGCUUGGCACUGGAGUUUGCUUCCCUGGAGCUGCAGAAGGAUGAAGGCAUUGCACUCGAGGCCGUCAAGAGCAACACAGCCAGGUUGCAGGCUGCAGUGGCUGGAGGAAGCAGCAUUCUACGCUUCGUCGCUCCUGAGUUUGCUUCAGACAAGGUUUUUGUCAUGCACGUCAUCAAGUCAGACUGUACUGCCCUGAAACACUGCCCAAAGGAGUUGCAGGAAGAUCCCAGCCUGCAGCUGGCAGCUGUGGAAGCAGGUGGUCCCCAGGGAAGCGCUGCACUGGAACUGGCACCCCAAGCUCUGCGCACUGAUCGUGCCUUUUUGCUGCGCUGUGCCAAGAUCACACCCCAGGCCCUGCGACUGGCACCGGAGGAGCUGCAAAAAGAUCGCAGCUUUGUCAUGGAGGCAGUGCGUGCCAGAGGCGCCGCCCUUCAAUUUGCACUGUUCGAGUUUCGCAUGGACCAUGAUGUGGUUUUCGAAGCGGUGAAGCAGGACUUGGGUGCUCUAGCGUUUGCAGAUACAAGUUUGAGACAUAAUGCGAAGUUCAAGGAAGAGAUUGCCUAUUUGCAGAAGGGCAUCCAGGUUUCGAUCGAGGAUCUGCACAGAGAACAACAACAUCCAACAACUUACGGCCUCGCGGCGAAGCCGUUCCUCGCCAUGGUAUCCACGGUGGCGAAUCGUCCCCGGGCAUCAGUUGUUCAGAGAGGACAGGCGGCCGUGCGCAAUGCGGCUCCAUCGACAUGCGAUGAACCGAAACCAUCACCAGUGGCACAAGGAUCGAGCGAGGAGCACGGCCACUUGGCGGGCCGCUAUCCCACCUCACUCGUCUUGGCCAUGGUCAUGAUGGAUUUGCUGCCAGGCAUUGUCGAGUUCAGAACAAGCACGGGCGCUUCGGACUUUCUUGACUUCCGUACGCGCGUUGGAUGGCUGCUCAUCAGUAGGCUCAGGACAAGUGGCAUUGCCUUCAACGUUGCGUGUCUGCUGCUGUCCCUGCUGGGCUCUCCUGCCAGGCUGGUAUGUCCGCUGCUUCAGCGCUUUCCAAAGUGUUUCCUCUUCGUGGGAUUUUUGCUUCGGCUCUUGGAAGAGUGCGUGAGUCCAAGGUUUCUUCCCCGCACGAUCUACGUGAUCUACCUGAAAAAGGCUUACGUGCGUGUGCUUGUGUUCAGCAUCUCAAUUUAUGCCCUACAGUGGAUCGCAGACUGCUUUUGGAAGGUCUUGCAGUUCUUCAGACCCAUGGCCAAACAACAGGCUUCACGCAGCGAUCUGAAGGAGAAGAUCCGAAAUCUAGAAGAUCAAGUUGAGUGCUUGAAAGCUGCUGUGCAGCUGGCAGAGAAGGGAUCGAGCGUGUGCAAGAUUUGUUAUGAACGAGAGGAAGUGCUGGAAGAAGGCUAUGCUUUGCCAGGUCAAGCGGAUAUCGUCUUCAAACUUUGUCCUGGCUCUGAAGUUUUGGAGGCACGAAAUAAUUUUCCAGUUACCUUGAAGCUAUCCUUGUCACAAGACGGGAUGUAUUUUGCAGCUUUGGGCCACUUGCCUCCUGGCCGGUCCUCCUGGAACUUUCGUGCAAACUAUGUCCGCAUCCAAUGGACCAAAACCAAAGAGCUCCUGGCAGAAGCGCCAAAGGGCGUGCUGGGCCUCUUCGGGCAGCCAUGCUUUGAUACCAGCAACCUGACUUUUCCAAACACCGAAUGGCAAGUGCCGCAGGUAGUGGUGCGACCCCAAAAUUGCUUCUCUGCAAUGCUCUCGAAGCAUUGUUGUCACCCUUUGAGACCACAAUGCUGGGGCUACAACACUUUGCUUGCAAUGGCUUGCUGUGCUGUUUCUUUCGAACUAUCCACAUCGAAAUCAUCGACUUGUUUAGUGUCCAAUCCAAAGUUUCCAAAUUCCAACCAGGAUUGUCGAGGACGUCCGGUCAAUUUUUUCCGUACAUUCGGGGAUGGAAACGAGCUUAGGCUGGUCGUUGGAGGUCGGAUUUGGCAAAGUCCCCCACAUGAGAUCAAUGCCUCGUUGUCAGUUGGCUGUCUUUUCCAGAGUGUCGUUUACCUCUUUCACGAACUUCAUCACCUGAGCCGUGACGCCAAAUUCUUGCAAGCUAUGUCAGCACACCAACUCCACCUAUACGUUCGACUAUUUCAGGAGCUGGUCCUGGCUUGCGACCUUGAGGAUGAGGACUUUUUCCAGCUGAGCGGCUUGCUGCCCAACCAGAUGCUGUACCUCGUGUGGCUGACGACGGGGAGGCGCUAUGAUUGGCUUUUGGAUCGAGUACCACGUCCCUCGCGGCCAUUAAUCAUUGACAUUGGCACAGCUGGAGGUCUAGACACUGCACUGUACUUGGCUUUGGGUGCCCAUGUGGUGUCUGUGGAGGCCAAUCCAUUGGCAGCCAACUGCAGCAAGAGCCGUUUGACGAGACAGAUGCGAACUGGAAAGCUGAGACUGCUGAAUGCCAAGAUCAGCACAGGUAUCGGCCAAGACGUGUUCUUGGGCUCAUCACAUGCUUUGGACUUUGAGCGAGCGGGAGAGGCGGAGUUGCCUCGCUAUGAGUCGAACAGGUUCGAGAAGAAAGUUCACCUUCCAACGACCAGCUGCGGUGAUCUAGUUGCCAAGUAUGGCACUCCCUGGUACAUGAAGGUCGACGUGGAGGACGCAACAAAGAUUUGCUUGGACUCCUUGGUACGUUUGCCGUUGGAAGCACGACCCGCCCUCAUCUCAGCCGAGAUGGAAGACAAGACCGUUCUGCAGCGAUUGCUUGCCCUUGGAUAUCAGAGCUUCAAGAUUGUGCGGCAAUCACCUCACAGCGGUGUGAGGACCUUGGCACCUGGAUGUGCCUUGCACGGUGCAUCACAGCUGGUUGAAAGUGCCAGUGGCCUCUUUGGGGAUGCUGCCGCAGAUGUGCUCACAGGCUUGGGGGUCUUGAAGGAUUACAGCUAUAGUCACGGUUGGAGGAUGAGUUUGGAAGGGCUCGAGGCCCCUGACUGUCAGGAGCAGUUACUGUAG